Grus americana (Whooping crane) is the source of this 6644-nucleotide messenger RNA. It is a transcript of the gene RAB6A, whose product is annotated as RAB6A, member RAS oncogene family. The record is from RefSeq and is a predicted model, not a curated record. Bases 293 to 943 code for a protein of 216 amino acids. The transcript has 7 exons. Lineage: Eukaryota; Metazoa; Chordata; Aves; Gruiformes; Gruidae. Gene Ontology annotation, molecular function: GTP binding; GTPase activity.
GGCGGGGUGGUUGCGCGCGUGCGCAGGGCGGGCGGGGCGGAGCGGAGUGCGCGGCCGCGGUGUGAGGAGCCGGGAGCGCGGGGGAAGGAGCCCGGCCCUGAGGGGAGCGGCAGCGGCACCUCAUCCAGCCGCCUGCGCCUCGCCGGGGCUACGCGCCCGGCCUCACGCCCCUGCCCGCCACCCGCAGCCUUCGUCGAAGGAAGGGGCGGGAAAAGAAGUCGAGCGAGAGCGAUCGCGGGUCCCGCCGCGGGGAGCGGAGCGAGCGCGGGGCGGUGGCGGAGGCUCCUCCAUCAUGUCGGCGGGCGGGGACUUCGGCAACCCGCUGCGGAAAUUCAAGCUGGUGUUCCUGGGCGAGCAGAGCGUGGGGAAGACUUCCUUGAUCACCAGGUUCAUGUAUGACAGCUUUGACAACACCUACCAGGCAACGAUUGGCAUUGACUUCUUAUCAAAAACCAUGUAUUUGGAGGAUCGAACAGUACGGUUGCAAUUAUGGGACACAGCAGGUCAAGAACGGUUCAGGAGCUUGAUUCCUAGCUACAUUCGUGACUCCACUGUUGCAGUUGUUGUUUAUGAUAUCACAAAUGUAAACUCGUUCCAGCAAACAACAAAAUGGAUUGAUGAUGUCAGAACGGAAAGGGGCAGCGAUGUCAUCAUCAUGCUGGUGGGAAAUAAAACAGAUCUAGCAGAUAAGAGACAAGUGUCCAUUGAGGAAGGAGAAAGAAAAGCCAAAGAGCUGAAUGUAAUGUUCAUUGAAACUAGUGCAAAAGCAGGAUACAAUGUAAAACAGCUUUUCCGACGCGUGGCAGCUGCCUUGCCUGGAAUGGAAAGCACACAAGACAAAAGUAGAGAAGACAGUAUCCUUUAUGCGUUCGUGCUGCGAUUCAGCGGUGGCAAAGCACUGCCAGGCGUUACUGCAGACGAGGAAAAUGCAGGCCCUGAAUGACAAGGAUGAAGGAGGGAGCGAUAUCUCUCCUGAAGCCUUCAGUCAGCUUAUGGACAUCCCAAAAAAGAGGCCUGAGAGGGGGAAUAGGGGCAAGUAACCCUUGAGCUUGAAGUACUGAGGAGGAAGGCUUGGUGGGAUAGAUGGCUGGACUGGGGGUGUUAAGGGUGGAGGCCUCUACCGUAAAGCAGGGGAAGUAGAAAUGCUUAGGGCUGAGAGAUAGUAUAAAAGCGAGGACACUUGAAUAAAAGCUGAAGGGAGGGCAACGGGAGGGUACAAACAAAUCCAGAAGGGUUCUCUGCUUGGUGUUUGAGCAGGUUGGAUGUGAGGAGGGGAGGGGGAGACUAUGGAGUGGGAGAAAGCACCUGCAAAGAGGCCUGAAACCACCACCCCCCCCCCCCCCGUGUGGCUCUUGCAGGGCUGACUCCAAAAUCAGGCCAGUUCCUCACGGUCACGUUGAGGGAAACUUCAGAAAUCUCCAAGGAUGGAGAUCCCAUAACCUCCCAGGGCAGCGUGUGACUGCAGGCGUCCGUGAUGUGAGGGAGAAAUCUCAACUGGAGGGAUCGGUCUCGGGCAAGGGACAGGAGGUGGUGUGAGGGAUAGAAAAGGGAUAAAGCUUUCUGCGUAACAAGCAUGGCUACAGCGGAAUUGCUUACCUGGCCGGCUGGGUUUGUUUGGGGAGGGCAGUUAAGCCCGUGAAAGUGCUUUUGGUGAGUGGCUUGUGAGAAAAGUAUAGGGGUGUUUGUGGUUGCUUAGCAUAGCUCUGAAGGUGAAAGAAGUUCUGCAAUAACCGAGCUGCUGCUUACGAUCUCACCUGACUAGGCAUUUUCGGUCGCUUGGAUUAGAGAGGAGUUAUUAGUGGGUACUUCCAGGUGGGAGCAAAGAGGGCUCGCGUUGCAUCUUGAUUGGAGUUGGUGAGAUGUUAGAAGUGGGUAAGGUUUUUUUGAGUAGAGGGAGUUUUUCAGGGUUGUCGGUUUUAUUUGCAGCAGGGAUCGCGUAGCUGGCAGCUGGUCAGUGGAGGAGAAAUGGCGCUUUGGAGGAACGAUGCGGCAGGAACCGUAGGAGUGGGACAAGCGUGGUGCUGAGGCUGCGUCUCCUGUGGAGCGUAGGGGAAAGGAGGAUUUGGGAAGCUGUGGAUCGCAGCUGCUAAGGCACAAGCUUUGCGCGAUAUGGACUUGAUUGAUCAAAAAGACUUUGUUAUGCAGGUCGCCGAAAGGUUAAUGAACACCAGUCUUUAUUAAUGAGGGUGGUGGUAGAAUGCGCAGGCACUGGCUGAUGGGCCUGCGGUUUCCCUAUCGGGGAGUUUGAUCGCCGGUCUCUAAAUGGGAGUGCAGUAAGGAUGCUUUGAGUUUGGCUUCCUGCAGGCUGCAGAUAGCAGGAAUUGAAUAGGAUUGUCUCCCGGACAGCUGCGCUGGGAUUAACGGGGGGGGAUUUUCCACAGGCUUUUUUGCAGAAUGUUGAGGGUUCAAGGAUCUUGAACCGCUCGUGCUCAGUGAUGAAGCCGGCAAGGCUCAUUUUGAGCAUCUCUGACUUAAAUAUGUAUCAAGGCUUAGAUCAGCCAAACGGACCAGAUAUUUGAGAUGAAUUAUCGGUCUUUUGUUUCCCUUUUUGUGUUUAUUUUCUCCUAACCUGUGUAAAAAGCAACUCCAACCCCCUAAAGAAAUAAUUUAGAAGUACCAGCUACGUGACCUAUUUGCCUCUGCAUUAGCUGAUAAGCAAAAAGCUUGAGACUUGCGCUGAACUGCCGUGAGUCGGGUUUUGGGAUUAGUGUUCAGAGUUCCUCCUGCAAAAGGCUGCGUAGGGAAUUCAAGCGCUGCAAUGGGGAGCAGCUUAUCACAGGCUGGUUCAGAGCGGCGACCUCGUGUUCUUGUCGGAUAUUAGCUGUCGUUACGAGGGGCGAGUUCAGAGAGGUGGCAGAGGUUUUGUUGGCUGGCGGUGCGGUGAGCAGAGCGGUUUAACUAGAGGGAGGAUGGAUGGGAGAGUUCAGGAUGGCAUCACAUCUGUGAGCUGCGGGUGGCAUAAGUACUCAGGGGUUAGUGAUGCGCAGAGCGUGAGGAGGAAUGGCUUUUGGGGGGGAUUCUGUUAGCGAGCUGUUCUUCCAUGGGUUCCUCCAGGCUCCUGCUAUCUCCAGGGUGUUGUUGUUCCUUGAGCCGGCAGGUAGAGCCCCUCCUGGGUGCCCACCAGCUGGAGGUGCUGCUCGGUGCUGGAAGACUGUUUCCAAGCUGUUACUGGUUCCCUCUGGAAAGAGUGAUUAGCCCCUUCAGCGUUUACAUCUUUAAUUACUAUAGCAAUUGCUGUGGAACAAGAUGAGAUCGCUGGGGAAGAGCAGACUCUGGUUACAGACAGACAUUUGGGGUCUGACAUUUUCCGCUACGUACUUAAGAAUACGCCAAGGCCAGGGCAAGAGGGGCUGCGGAGAAACCUCUGUCUUGACUGAUUUGAAGCUGGUCUUUUUCAAGAGCUUUUGAAAAUACUUUUCAAGUAUUAAUAUUAAAAUACCAGUCAAAAUCCUGCCCUGCCUGUGCUGGUAGGGAAACGCAGUUGGCUGUAAGUUUACCUUAACUUAUUUCUUCCAGUGAUUGACAUAAAACUGGAAAAGCCUCAAGAGCAGCCUGUCAGUGAAGGAGGCUGUUCCUGCUAAUACCAUGUGGCUUCUACCUUUCUCCAGAACAUCACUGCUUUCCCUCCCUUUACUCUUCAUUGACUGCAGUGUGAAUAUUGGCUUGAACCUUCCCCUUUCAGUAAUAACGUAUUGCAGUUCAUCAUCGCUGGCUGUCUCGUGGAGAUGAUCUAUUAGCUUCACAAGCACACACACACACAAAGAAAAUGUCAGUGUCUUCAUUAUUUAUAAGAAAAAAAAAAAAAGCCAAAAUAUUCCAGCAUACUCUAGUUAUAACUUUAAAAAAAAAUAGGUACAAUUUCUUAAUAUUUGUUCCUUUUUUAAUAUGUUAUGAUAUUGCACUUUGAAAUGAUGGAAACUGAGUAAGUUUUGAAUUGGACUUAGACGAGAUGUAUGUGCAGAAGAACGCUUGCAAAUCUUACCCGUUUGAUUUCUCUAACAAACUGGAAACGACUAGACAGCAGUCAGAAACGCAAGCGGAGGUGGCAUAUGCCGAGGGUUAAAUGCUUAUCCUAUCAAUAAUAAAAAAAAAAAAAAAUAAAAUCAAACCCAAGCUCUUAAUCUUUUGAGCAGAGAUAGUCUGACUGGUUUUCAAACCCCCAAUCGUUUUUAGAAACCAACCUUAGCAGGGCGGGGGGGGUUUCGACACCACGAAAGGCUACAGGAUUAUUUUUUAUUUUACUUCUUGCAGAGGCAACGUUGAACACAUUUCCAAGAAAGCAUAUUGAGAAAUACAAAAGCGUCUUUCUGAACGGGAUGAAUGGCUUCUGGAGGAUUUGAGGGGGGAAGGAAAGGGUGGAUGUGCAUUAGCAAAACACUUGCAGGAAACGGGGGAAAUAUGUUUUGAGUCCAAGAUGAGUUUUAAGAGUAUUUUUUUUUCCUUUUAUGUAGAACACCUAUGAAGUAAAUUAUUACUGCCCGAGAGAUGGGAACGUAACGUUUCAGCUGUUUGUCGGAGAAAACUGUUUUGCUUCUUUUUUUAGGGGAAAAUAUUAAGUGAAUUCAGGACCGGCACUAAAACCUGCCGAAGCGGAUUGAAACCUUUUUAAAUUUGGCAGAAAAAGGCAAGAGCAGCUGGAUUUACCCAGCGGAGAUGCUGAGCUCGCAGGCCAGUGCACGGCUGGGAGAGAGGGGGCGGCGGAAGGGGGAAUAGCACCCGCUUUUCCGUAGUGUGGUCGUAGGUCGACUGGGGAAGGGGUGUUUACUUUGAUCAUACAGAAAUCUAGUUGAGAGAUCUUAGACAGAAAGGAAGGGGGUUUAAUGGGAUGGAAACCAACUUAACGAUUAUGCAGAUUUAUGCCUUUAUUUUUUAGCUUUUUUUUUUUUAUGUUCAGUCUUCCGAGUUGGUUUAGUUUGGUUCACUAGAGCUGUAUAGUUUGGUUAAAUAACUAGUAAUUUAGUUUUUUAUUUAACUAGGCUUACAAUUAACCAUUUUUCUUUGAUAUUUAUUUCUUUGCCUAAUUUUUUUACUAUUUUCAGUAAUGAUUUUUUUUGUUUGUUUUGCUGAGGAAUCUGUUUAGAGCUUUGCUGAUGUUGCGAGAUGUAGCUACCCGAGAAACACGGAAUCGAACACACUAGAAGUGCACCCUUUUAAUCUUUACUAGUCAUUGUGAAGUUACUGUGUAAGUUAAUAAACACAAUUGUAAAUACAUUGUUUGCUGGGCGAAUACGGCUGAGUUACAGUGCAGGAAGCAAUUCUUGAGUCUGUGUUGCGAUUGCUACUUAAACGAACAAUUGCAAACAAAUAUUCAGGCUCCUCCUUUCGUUCUCUUCUGCCCCUCUACCAUCUAAAAUAACCAACCAGGGAAGAGAAAGGGAAUCGUCCUCACCACCACUUUCACCAGGAAACGGGCCUAAAAGAGUUUUGGAAUUCUUCAUUCCCAAAAUGAAUGCUAAACUCGUGCCCUGCCCUGGGUUUAGAGCAGCUCUGCACAACAAUAACUUAAAGGCAGAAUGAGAUGUAAAGUGCUUUUAUAAUGCAAUAUUAAAGGCGAGUUUUUUUUGACGUGGCAUGUCUUGAAAUAAACAUCAAUGAUAUGUGACAAAGGAUCAUUCUUUAUUUAAAAGAAACUCUUGGGGGGAAGGAAACCUGGCUACUUUUCCUGUAUUGUACUGUUCUUAACUGUGCAAAAAUGGUUCAUCUUGCUGCUUUUUCAUUUUGGGUUUCUUUGGUUGUUUUGGUUUUUUUCCCUUUGGUUCUUCAUGCAACUUACAUUGGUCAUCAUUUGGCUGUUCGCCACAAGCGCAUCCUUUUUCACUUCUGAUACAACCAAACCCCGAUGUUUCCCAUAGUUACAAGCUUUAAGCACUGGAUUUGCAAGGAGCUGGCUUAUCACCUGCGGGUUACGGUGGCCGAGCGGUUCAGCUGCUUUUAACGGAAGCCGCUCGCAGAGAGCAGCUGCGUGUCUGGGAGCAGGUUUGUUCAACGGGCCUGUUAUAACUUGCUCUAAAAAAAAAAAAAUGUCUAGAAAGGAGCGUGCCCAUGAGCUCUGUGUUCAACACAGCGCAGUGGUCACAGGACCGAGGAUGAGUCGGGUCCCUGGUCCCCCAGGACAGCCUGGUACGUUUAACCUCUGUCCUUGCCGAUAGUCAGUGCUUAAUGUGACUACAGGACUCAAUCCUGUCCUAAUCCCAGUUUUCCAGAGAAAAGACAUUUCCAAAGUGAGCACAGGAGCAACACAGUCUUUUCUUUUCUUUUUUUUUUUUUUUUGCACCAUUAAUUCCUUGCGCCAUCUGUCUGUCAGGUUUUAGGUUUUAAUUUUCUUUUGCUCCAUCGACAUGGCCAGUAGAACCAUGGGAACAGACUUUUUUAAUGAUGAUUUUGUAAACAGUGAAGGUUUCUGCUCUGUUUCUUUUCUCCUCCCCACUCUGGCUUGAUUGUUGUACAGUACAUUAUGCAGCUAUUCCAUGACUCACUUUUUGUCUUGAUACAAGUAGUUGAAGAAAUUGUAUAAGGGGAAAAAGGUUCCUUUUCUUCAUGUUGGAAUGUCACUGGUACCUCAGCUCUGUUUGAUAAUAUGAAACAACAACAACAACAACAAAUCCUUAGCGCUUGAACUAAAUAAAUACCUGUCUCAUUGGAAA